Molecule: messenger RNA, 3556 nt
Organism: Ipomoea triloba (trilobed morning glory)
Lineage: Eukaryota; Viridiplantae; Streptophyta; Magnoliopsida; Solanales; Convolvulaceae
Product: ethylene-overproduction protein 1
Exons: 4
Coding region: 252-3185 (977 amino acids)
Biological process (GO): negative regulation of ethylene-activated signaling pathway
Molecular function (GO): protein binding
Source: RefSeq, a predicted model, not a curated record
AAACAACGGUGGAUUAGAUCCACCCUCCACAUAUUGUUUUACCCUAUUUUUUAUUUUCUCAUUUGCAUCAUCUCCAAGAAAAAAAAAAUGAAAUGAAAUGAAAAAGAUUCACCAUUGUUGGAUUCAGUGGAUGAGUCCAUAGGGCUUCAUCAUCAAUUCAUCACCACCUUCUCCACUAAAAUCUUGUGUUUAUGCAAGGGGGAGUUGGGAUCAUUGAUGAGAGAUUUUGAGUGGAGAUUUUAGAUUCAUUGAUGUCUACUUCAGGGCCUGAGAAUGAAGUCAAACAAGGAGACAACAGUGUUUCAAAGUCGAGAUUUGUGAAUCUAUUUCGUCAGUACUCUGUUCAUCAAAUCUCCAGUAGUAUGCGGAGUUUCAAGCUGAAGGACCGGUGCAAGACGAUCCAAGUCCACGCUUUUAACCCGUCGGAAACUUCCACUAGCGGCGGCGGCAAGGUGUACCGGCAUCAUCAGGGCCAUCCCACGAUUAACUCCAUCCUGUCGGACUCGCUAGAGAUCGUGUCGUUAUCCGCGGCGGAGACGCUGAUGCCGUAUGGGCUCCCCACUACUGCGUCGCUUGAGCCGCCCAUUGACCCGUUUCUCAAGCCCGUUGAUUUCGUCGAAUCCCUAGCGGGGCUCUACCGCCGGGUCGAGAAAAGUCCGGAUUUUGGGAAGUUUUGGGUGUAUUUGGAGCAGUUUUCGGUGCUGUGUAAUCUGGGUGAUCCGAAAUUGCUCCGGCGGUGCCUCCAAUCCGCUCGUCAACACGCCGUUGACGUGCAUUCCAAGGUGGUUUUAUCGGCGUGGUUGAGAUAUGAGAGAAGAGAAGACGAGAUGGUGGGAAAAUCUUCUCUAGAUUGCAUUGGAAGAAUCAUUGAAUGCCCCAAGUCUGCUUUGAUUCAUGGGUAUGAUCCGGAUUCGGUUUUUGCCCAUUGCAAUUGUUACCAAUCACAGAAUCAGGCCUGUGAUCUAAGCAUCUCAGAUGGUAAUAUUUUCCAUAGACCAGACGAAAAGGAUGGGGAAGUGAGUUUCUGCAUUGGCAAUGAGGUGAUUACCUGUCUCAGAGGUAAAAUUGCUGCUCUCUCCAUUCCUUUGAAAGCUAUGUUGUAUGGUAAUUUCAUGGAGUCUAAGAAUGAAAGAAUUGAUUUCACCUUUAUUGGGAUAUCUGUGGAUGGAAUGAAAGCUGUGGAAAUGUUUAGUAGGAUAGGAAGAUUAGAUACUUGUUCACCGAGUAUAGUUCUAGAGAUGCUUUCUUUUGCAAAUAGGUUCUGUUGUGAGGAAAUGAAAUCUUGUUGUGAUAGUUAUUUAGCUUCAUUGGUGUCCGAUAUCGAUGAGGCAUUGGUUCUUAUUGAUUAUGCUUUGGAGGAGCGAGCAAAGCUUCUGGCAGCUUCUUGCUUGCAGGUGAUACUUCGAGAGCUCCCGGGAUACUUGUACAAUUCGAAAGUUUUGAAUAUCUUUUGUAGCGCUGAGGCUAAGGAGAGAUUGGGGACGGUGGGGCAUGCUUCGUUUCUGUUGUAUUAUUUCCUUAGCCAGGUUGCUAUGGAGGAUAAUAUGGCAUCGAAAAUAACGGUUAUGUUGUUGGAGAGAUUGAGAGAAUGUGCGAGCGAGAGGUGGCAAAAGGCCAUUGCGUUCCAUCAGUUAGGUUGCGUGUUGUUCGAAAGGAAGGAUUAUAAAGAAGCUCAAUGUUGCUUUGAGGCAGCAGUCGAAGUUGGCCAUGGCUAUUCUGCUGUAGGUAUUGCGCGGACUAAGUACAAACAAGGGCAACGGUUUUCAUCUUACGAGAUAAUUGAUGGUAUGAUCUCGACGUAUAAAGCCACGGGGUGGAUGUAUCAAGAGCGUUCUUUGUACAAUCUUGGCAAACAAAAGAUUUUGGAUUUGGACGAUGCCACUAAAUUGGAUCCCACGCUUUCUUUUCCAUAUAAAUACAGAGCUGUGGCAAUGGUGGAAGAGAAUCAGAUUGAGGCUGCCAUCUCAGAGAUAAAUAGAAUUCUUGGGUUUAAGGUCUCUCUCGACUGCCUUGAACUGCGGGCUUGGUGCUUUAUUGUUAUUGAGGAUUACAAAUCUGCCAUCAGAGAUAUUCGGGCAUUGUUAACAUUGGAGCCAAAUUAUAUGAUGUUUUCCGGGAAAAUGAGAGCUGACCACUUGCUCGAACUCCUCGGUCUGCAUGUUCAACAAUGGAGUCCCGCUGAUUGCUGGAUGCAGCUUUAUGACCGAUGGUCUUCUGUUGAUGAUAUUGGUUCGUUGUCCGUAAUACAUCAGAUGCUACUAAAUGAUCCCGGGAAAAGUGUCUUACGAUUUCGGCAAUCUUUACUUCUAUUGAGGUUGAACUGUCAAAAAGCUGCAAUGCGCAGCUUGAGAUUGGCUCUCAAUCAUUCUAGCUCGAAGUAUGAACGACUAGUGUAUGAAGGAUGGAUUUUAUAUGACACAGGACACCGUAAAGAAGCGCUUUCUAAGGCCGAGGAGUCAAUAUCUCUCCAGAGAUCAUUUGAGGCCUUCUUUCUUAAAGCAUAUGCUCUAGCAGAUACGACUUUGGAUUCUGAAUCUUCAUCGUAUGUGAUCCAACUGUUGGAGGAGGCCCUCAGAUGUCCGUCGGAUGGUCUUCGUAAGGGACAAGCACUUAAUAAUCUCGGAAGUAUCUAUGUGGAUUGCGGUAAGCUGGAUCUUGCAGCAGACUGUUACGUCAGUGCCCUCGAAAUCAAGCAUACGAGAGCUCAUCAAGGCUUAGCACGCGUUUAUUAUCUCAAAAACGAUAGGAAAGCUGCUUAUGAUGAAAUGACAAAGCUUAUAGAGAAGGCACAAAACAAGGCUUCGGCUUAUGAGAAACGAUCAGAAUAUUGCGAUCGGGACAUGGCAAAUAGCGAUCUCAGCAUGGCAACACAAUUGGAUCCUUUGAGGACUUACCCAUACAGAUACAGAGCAGCAGUGCUUAUGGAUGACCAAAGGGAAACCGAAGCAGUAGAGGAGCUUACAAGAGCGGUAUCUUUCAAACCCGACCUGCAAAUGCUCAAUCUCCGAGCUGCAUUCCACGAGUCCAUGAGCGAUUACACCUCGGCUCUCCAAGAUUGCGAAGCAGCACUCUGCUUGGAUCCCAGCCAUAAAGACACCCUAGAUCUCUACCACCGCACACGAAACAAAGCCACCACUCAGCAUAAAGUAUGCGCUUCUUUCUACAAUCCAGCCGGUCUGGGAUGAUCACUUCGGUUCAGGGGCGAAAAAGGAUCCACUCGGGAUUUACCCUCGACUUGACUCUUCAGAAAAUUGGCUUGUCGUUUGAUCAUUCAGUUGCAAGGUUGGUGAUAACUUAUAUUACAAUGAAGGUAUCUGUUGGGGUGCGAAGAAAAUGGAGUGUGUACAUAUCUCAUAUCUGUUGCAGCAUUACAUGAUUGCUUAGGAUCCUGACAAUGGGGGUAAUGUAGUUGAUCCAAAAAAAAGCAUUUCACGGCAAACAAAUAUCACAUGAAAUGUUCCCACGGUAAACAAUCAAUUUUGUGGAUCUGUCUCAUUGUGAACAUCAUUGAUCCUUUCAAACAGAUAAUCAAGAAGUGCUCAAAUUUUCUGCUCUA